UAUGUAAAAAAGGAAUUUCUUAAAGAGUGCCUUGAAAUUGUAGAAAAAGAGUUCAAAGGCGAUGUUAAGAAGCUUGGAGCGAGAAUCGUCGCUCUUGAGAAAGACAAAGAGGAGAAGGAUGGCCGGUUAAAAACCCUUGAGGGUGAAAACCAAGAGAUGAAAAAAGACAUAAAGAAACUGAAGAGGAAAAAUAUUGUUUUGGAGAAAAAAUCCAAACAGUCGGAAAAAGUUCCUGAUGCUGAUGGCAGCGACCGGCAAUCUCCAGUGCAAUCUACCGUGCAAUCUACCGUGCAAUCUACCGUGCAAUCUACCGUGCAAUCUACCGUGCAAUCUCCCGUGCAAUCUCCCGUGCAAUCUCCCGUGCAAUCUCCAGCACAAUCGCCAGCCCAAAUCCAUCCUGUGGCUUCUGUGGUGUCUCCUGCCAACCCACAGGGCCCAGCACAAGGUCAAGGGCAGUCACCGAGACGUUCCCCCCGAUCGCCCCAAAUGCCAUCCCGUUUAAGUUACGAUUCCUCCCAUUCUAGCGGGCAAAGAAAGAAAAAGAAAAGUCCUAGCAAGAAGUUUUGGAAUGACUACAAGAAGUUAAUCGCAAAAGGAGAAAAAAUAUCGGCUAACUGCAUCAAAACCGGGAAAAAACUGAGAGACGAAACCGCAAAAGCAAAGCGUUAUUACAACGCAAAAGUAAGACGAGCUCUAUCAAGUUCCUCUUCAACCGGUAGCUCAUCAUCUCGUUCAUCUACGUCUGGAGGUCAAUCUCCUGCCAGACGCACCCCACCUAAAGAUCCUGCCCGCCGAAAAAAACUCCCCUCCACAAAUUCUUUUCAAAACUUUUCAUUUCGAGCUUCACCCCCUGCUCAGGAGUCUAGUCCACAACUCUCCAUCACCUCAUCUUUUCAAAAUUUCUCUCUAAAUGGAAAUUCUCCGAUUUGUGAUGCUGCCUCUGCUCAGAAUUCUCCUGCAGAAGUCUCCAUCGCCUCUCCUGUUAGACGAACCUUUUUGAUGCUCGGUGCUGCAAGUGCUGUGCCUGUUACAGCUCCAAGGUUGUCCUCUAUUCGAAGGAGGCUAUCUUUCAACACUUCUAACACGGAUGCUGCCGUUGCCUGUAAGUCGGUUCACUUUUCUUAG
This is a messenger RNA of Uloborus diversus, 1125 nucleotides long. Its product is annotated as nucleolar protein dao-5-like. NCBI's taxonomy places the organism in Eukaryota, Metazoa, Arthropoda, Arachnida, Araneae, Uloboridae. The record is from RefSeq and is a predicted model, not a curated record. Bases 157 to 1125 code for a protein of 322 amino acids. The transcript is spliced from 3 exons.